GCCCGAGACCGCCCAGAGGUGCCCCUUGGAGACCGUGUUGCCGUGUUUCCCUAGGCCGAGGGAGGCCCCCGGCGCCGCGGGAUGAAGUUCCACUGCCUGUCCUUCCGGCAGCCCUACGCGGGCUUCGUCCUCAGUGGGGUCAAGACCCUGGAGACGCGCUGGCGGCCCCUGCUGAGCGGCCAUCAGGGCCGUACCGUCGCCGUCCACAUCGCCCGCAGGGACUGGGCAGACGCCUCCUGGAGGGCUCUGCUGCUGGACAGGCGGGGCAUGACGCCCGCUCAGGCGCAGGACUUGCUGCGGGAAGGAGACAAGUUUGGCCGCGGAGUGAUAGCUG
This is a messenger RNA of Condylura cristata (star-nosed mole), 334 nucleotides long. RefSeq names its product protein CXorf40A-like. The transcript has a single exon. The record is from RefSeq and is a predicted model, not a curated record. The annotation marks the transcript as partial. NCBI's taxonomy places the organism in Eukaryota, Metazoa, Chordata, Mammalia, Eulipotyphla, Talpidae.